GCAGCAGUAGUCAUAGCGCCGACGUUCCCGUAGAAUACACGGCAUUCAACAUUCACUUCUGUCGCCUGUAUAAAACGUUACUUUUACCGCAACAAAGUUUUUUUUCGAAAUUUUAAAUGAAGUGGUCAGUGUUUUUUCAGUGCUACGAAUUUUACGUAAAACCACAUUUUGUGCCAUUCCCUGAUUACAUCAAGAAAAUAUGAACAGGAAAAGAAGUAAAGGGUAUCGUGGGGGCCUAGGCGCGAGGAGACAUGUCCGUCGCCUCUGACUCGUUCUCUGAGGAGGAGCGCAGCCUAUUCCGUCCAUUCACGCGCGAGUCAUUGGCCGCCAUCGAAGCUCGGAUUGCCGAAGAAUAUGCCAAGCAGAAAGAGCUCGAAAAGAAGAGAGCUGAGGGAGAACCCGGUUUUGGACGCAGGAAAAAGAAAAAAGAAAUUCGGUAUGAAGACGAGGACGAAGAUGAAGGCCCCCAACCAGACCAGACACUGGAGCAAGGACUGCCCAUUCCAGUACGGCUCCAGGGUAGUUUUCCACCAGAACUUGCUAGCACACCACUCGAGGACAUCGAUCCCUAUUAUAGCAACCAAAUGACUUUUGUAGUAGUUAGUAAAGGAAAGGACAUAUUUCGGUUUAGCGCAACAAAUGCCCUUUGGAUACUAGAUCCUUUCAACCCAAUCCGUCGUGUGGCCAUUUACAUUUUAGUACAUCCUUUAUUUUCACUUUUUAUUAUUACAACCAUCCUAGUCAAUUGUAUCCUUAUGAUCAUGCCAACAACUCCCACCGUAGAAUCAACUGAAGUGAUAUUCACGGGCAUCUAUACGUUCGAAUCAGCUGUGAAGGUGAUGGCGAGAGGUUUUAUUCUUCAACCAUUCACCUACCUUAGAGAUGCAUGGAACUGGCUCGACUUCGUAGUCAUAGCUUUAGCUUAUGUUACUAUGGGUAUAGACCUGGGAAAUCUAGCUGCCUUAAGAACAUUUAGGGUCCUUCGAGCCCUAAAAACGGUUGCCAUUGUGCCAGGUUUGAAGACCAUCGUAGGUGCCGUAAUAGAAUCUGUAAAAAAUCUGCGAGAUGUGAUAAUUUUAACAAUGUUUUCACUUUCUGUUUUUGCUCUUAUGGGUUUACAAAUUUAUAUGGGUGUCCUCACGCAAAAGUGUAUAAAAAACUUUCCUCAAGAUGGAUCAUGGGGUAACCUUUCAGACGAGAAUUGGGAUUUAUUUAUGAAAAACGAAACUAAUUGGUAUCGAGAUGCCGAUAAAGGUGAUGAAAUACCACUUUGUGGAAACUCAUCAGGUGCUGGCACAUGUAAACCUGGUUACACAUGUCUGCAAGGUUACGGUGACAAUCCAAAUUAUGGGUAUACUAGUUUUGACACUUUCGGAUGGGCCUUUCUCUCUGCCUUUAGAUUAAUGACUCAGGAUUAUUGGGAAAAUUUAUACCAACUGGUUUUAAGAUCAGCUGGUCCCUGGCACAUGUUAUUUUUUAUUGUUAUUAUAUUUUUGGGAUCGUUUUAUUUAGUGAACCUAAUCUUAGCUAUCGUCGCCAUGUCAUAUGACGAGUUACAAAAGAAAGCGGAAGAAGAAGAAGCCGCUGAGGAAGAAGCAAUAAGAGAAGCAGAAAAAGCAGCAAUAGCCAAACAAAACAGAGCAGAUGCCAGGGCAGCGGCACAUGAAGAAGCAGCCAGAAUUGCAGCUGGUGGUGCACCAAUUGGGAGCACCGACAUUGUCAAAUCGCCGUCAGAUUUUUCCUGUCACAGUUACGAGCUUUUCGUCAACCAACCGAAAGGCCAAGAUGACAACAACAAAGAAAAGAUGAGCAUCAGAUCGGAAGGAUUAGAUUCUGUGAGUGAGCAGAGGAGAAUACCCACUAAUCCCACCAAGAUGCGGAAAGUCAGCGCUGCAAGUCUAAGUCUCCCUGGAUCUCCAUUCAAUCUACGCCGAGGUUCCAGAGGGUCCCAUCAAUUUACCUCGCGAAACAGUAGGCGUAUGGUGGCACCACCUGGUGACCGUAAACCACUGGUACUUUCAACCUAUCUUGAUGCACAGGAACAUUUGCCUUAUGCCGAUGACUCCAAUGCUGUUACACCGAUGAGCGAGGAGAAUGGUGCUAUGGUGGUACCAAUGUAUUAUACCAAUCUUGGAUCACGUCACUCAUCGUACACUUCGCACGCUUCACGGAUGUCCUACACCUCUCACGCAGACCUUUUGGGCGGUUUUGGGGGCAACGGCAAAGCUGCCAUGACGAAAGAGUUCCAGCUGAUGCAUCGAUCAUUGAGAAAUGGACCAGCGUUGAAUACAAAUAAUUUUAUGGAAUAUCCGCGUAAACCCAAAAUGGGAGAUUAUGAUGGACCAACUAGUCAACUAAGUGAGAAAGUGAAGGCUCUUGACAAUCCAUUUAUUGACAACAUAAGUCAGAAACAAACUGUUGUUGAUAUGAAAGACGUUAUGGUUCUUAACGACAUAAUCGAGCAAGCAGCUGGUAGAGAAAUAGUAGAAGAACAUGGCGUUGCUGUUUAUUAUUUCUCAGCCAAUAAUGAGGAAGAAGAGGAGGAAGAUGAACCAACGUUCAAAGAAAAAUUCCUGGAGAAUGCCAUUAAAAUUAUUGACAUGUUUUGUGUCUGGGAUUGUUGUUGGUGCUGGUUGCAGAUUCAGAAAUAUGUUGCUCUACUGGUAUUUGAUCCUUUUGUUGAGCUUUUUAUCACACUUUGUAUUGUUGUUAACACGCUAUUUAUGGCAUUGGAUCACCACAAUAUGGAUCCAGAUUUGGAAAGAGCUUUGAAAAGUGGGAACUAUUUCUUCACAGCAACGUUCAUGAUUGAAGCUACUUGCAAACUUAUAGCAAUGAGCCCAAAAUACUAUUUCCAGGAGGGAUGGAAUAUUUUUGAUUUCAUAAUAGUAGCUUUAUCCCUACUAGAGUUGGGUCUAGAAGGAGUUCAAGGACUAUCAGUAUUGCGCUCGUUUAGACUGUUGCGAGUUUUCAAAUUGGCGAAAUCCUGGCCCACUUUGAACUUGCUUAUAUCUAUUAUGGGCAGAACCAUGGGUGCCUUGGGUAACCUGACAUUUGUGUUGUGUAUUAUUAUUUUCAUAUUUGCCGUAAUGGGAAUGCAACUUUUUGGAAAGAACUAUUGGGAUAAUGUGGACAGAUUUCCAGAUCAUUCGAUGCCUCGAUGGAAUUUUACAGACUUUAUGCAUUCGUUUAUGAUUGUAUUCAGAGUAUUGUGCGGAGAAUGGAUCGAAUCCAUGUGGGACUGUAUGCUUGUAGGUGACGUUUCUUGUAUCCCAUUCUUUUUGGCUACUGUUGUCAUUGGCAAUCUUGUGGUGCUUAACCUUUUCUUAGCCUUGCUUUUGAGUAACUUCGGUUCAUCAAGUCUCUCAGCGCCUACAGCAGAUAACGAUACCAACAAAAUAGCUGAAGCGUUUGACAGAAUAGGCCGAUUCAUCAAUUGGAUCAAGUCGAACUGCAUGCAGUUUGCGAAACUAGUGAGGUUUAAACUGACGAACCAAAUUUCCGACCAGCCUCCAGAUACUCGGGAUGGUGGACUCGACAUUGCUGGUGACGACAUCAUAGCUGACGGAAUGAUAUUCAAAGACAAAAAGAGUCCGAAGGAUAAACUUGAAGUAACUAUAGGUGACGGAAUGGAAUUCACGAUACACGGGGAUGUCCUAAAACAAAAUAAUAUUAAACGAGGAAAAAAUAUGAACAACAUUAACAACAAAGUUAAAACUAUUGGAAAUUCCAUUCUAGAACAUGGGGACUUUAUUGGACAUCUAGAAGAAGACGAAAUUAGCAAUAAGUCUUAUGGCAGUCAUAAAAAUAGGUUUAAAGAAGAAAGUCAUAAAGGUAGUGCUGAUAUUUUGGAUGAUCAAGAAGAAAAACGAGAUGCUAGUAAAGAAGAAUUGGGAAUAGAAGAAGAAAUGGAAGAAGAUGAAUGUGAUUGCCAAGGUCCACUAGACGAAGAUCUUAUAAUGGAUGCUGCGACAGAAGAUAUAAUCUUAGACGAAUAUUCAGCUGACUGUUUUCCAGAAACUUGCUACAAGAAAUUUCCAUUCUUGGCAGGUGAUGAAGAUUCACCAUUCUGGCAAGGCUGGGGCAAUCUUCGUUACAAGACUUUCCAACUCAUCGAAAACAAAUAUUUCGAAACCGCUGUGAUAACUAUGAUUCUCCUAAGCAGUUUGGCUCUGGCUUUGGAAGAUGUUCAUUUAUCGUCAAGACCUAUACUCCAAGACAUCCUCUACUAUAUGGAUAGGAUAUUUACUGUCAUAUUCUUCUUUGAAAUGUUAAUCAAAUGGCUUGCCCUUGGUUUCCAGAAAUAUUUCACUAACGCUUGGUGCUGGCUCGACUUUGUCAUCGUAAUGGUAUCACUUAUCAACUUUAUAGCUUCGUUAUGUGGAGCUGGUGGUAUACAAGCAUUCAAAACCAUGAGAACUCUUAGGGCGUUAAGACCUUUGAGAGCUAUGUCAAGAAUGCAGGGUAUGAGGGUGGUAGUAAACGCAUUGGUCCAAGCCAUCCCAUCUAUCUUCAAUGUAUUGCUAGUGUGCUUGAUAUUUUGGCUAAUUUUUGCUAUUAUGGGUGUACAGCUAUUUGCUGGAAAAUAUUACAAGUGUGUUGAUAACAACAAAACGACCCUCAGCUGGGAAAUAAUACCAGAUUUCAAUGCCUGUAAAGCAGAAAAUUAUACGUGGGAUAAUUCACCAAUGAAUUUUGAUCAUGUGGGCAAAGCUUAUCUUUGCUUGUUCCAAGUGGCAACUUUCAAAGGAUGGAUCCAGAUUAUGAAUGACGCUAUUGAUUCAAGAGAGCUUUUCAAACAACCAAUAAGAGAAACUAAUAUCUACAUGUACCUUUACUUCGUAUUUUUCAUCAUAUUCGGAUCAUUCUUUACCCUUAACCUGUUUAUAGGAGUAAUCAUCGAUAACUUCAAAAAAAACUUAUUUUAAGCCGGAGGGUCUCUGGAAAUGUUCAUGACUGAGGAUCAGAAAAAGUACUACAAUGCUAUGAAGAAAAUGGGAUCCAAGAAACCUAUGAAGGCCAUUCCGAGACCCAGGUGGAAACCCCAAGCGAUAGUGUUUGAAAUAGUGACAAAUAAGAAGUUCGACAUGAUAAUCAUGUUGUUUAUAGGACUAAAUAUGUUGACAAUGACUAUGGACCAUUAUCAACAAAAAGAGACGUUCACGAAAGUUCUAGACUAUCUGAAUAUGAUUUUUAUAGUUAUAUUUACUACAGAGUGCCUCAUGAAGUGUUUUGCUUUGCGUUAUCACUAUUUUACUGAACCUUGGAACCUUUUUGAUUUAGUAGUAGUAAUUUUAUCAAUUUUGGGACUAGUGCUCAGUGACAUUAUCGAGAAAUAUUUUGUAUCGCCGACGUUGCUCAGGGUAGUGCGCGUAGCGAAAGUCGGAAGAGUGCUUAGGCUGGUGAAAGGAGCAAAAGGAAUCCGUACUCUGCUCUUUGCACUCGCUAUGUCACUGCCUGCCCUCUUCAACAUCUGUUUGCUGCUCUUCUUGGUUAUGUUCAUCUUUGCCAUUUUCGGCAUGUCAUUUUUCAUGCACGUCAAAGACAAGAGCGGCCUCGACGAUGUCUAUAAUUUUAAGACUUUUGGACAAUCCAUGAUUCUGCUUUUCCAGAUGUCCACUUCAGCAGGGUGGGAUGGUGUCUUGGAUGGAAUAAUAAAUGAAGAAGACUGCAAACAGCCAGACAACGAGAUAGGAGAGACUGGAAACUGCGGCAACUCGACUAUUGGAAUAGCAUUUCUUCUAAGCUACCUAGUUAUAUCGUUUUUGAUAGUAAUAAACAUGUAUAUUGCGGUCAUCUUAGAAAACUACUCGCAAGCUACCGAAGACGUGCAAGAAGGUUUAACAGAUGACGAUUAUGAUAUGUACUACGAAAUAUGGCAGCAGUUUGAUCCCGAUGGCACGCAAUACAUCCGGUACGACCAACUGUCCGAUUUCCUAGAUGUAUUGGAGCCACCGUUACAAAUUCAUAAGCCGAACAAAUACAAGAUAGUGUCGAUGGAUAUUCCUAUCUGCAAAGGAGAUUUAAUGUUUUGUGUCGAUAUUCUAGAUGCUUUAACCAAAGACUUCUUCGCUCGUAAAGGUAAUGCAAUCGAUGAAACUGCUGAACUCAGCGAGGUGCAGCCAAAACCGAGCGAACUUGGUUAUGAGCCGGUUAGUUCGACAUUAUGGAGACAAAGAGAAGAGUAUUGCGCAAGGCUUAUACAAAAUGCUUGGAGAAAACAUAAAAGACUUCGCGGGGCGACUGAUCAGUCUGGAGAUGAAGAUGGUGAGCCCAACGAAGAUGGAGAUGAUGGUGAGGAAAUGGAAGCACGUCAAACAGCAGUCUUAGUAGAAAGAAAUGGACAUAAAGUGGUGAUCCACAGUCGGACGCCCAGCAUCAGCUCAAGAUCUGCAGACGUAUGAGAUCGGCCCCGCCCCUCCUUAACAUCGCCAUAGCACACAGAUUGCUAUGAACUAAGAGCAGGCCACUGGUGCGGUUCGUUAUCUCGGCUUUUCGUAUCAACUUAAAUCGAAGCUAGGGAACUAUCGCAAUAUAGUCUUGGUGAAAUGAUCGAGAUAAUCGGGCUCGUGGAUCAGCUUGUGUAAGUUUAGUUUGGUGGAGAAGGUAUCUUAUUCAAAAACAUCAACUGCAAUGCUAUUCAUACGACUCCUAAAACAAAACGUAGCUAGAUUAGAUAAUAAUAUUCCAAUCACUAGUUUUAAUGUUGUAUGGAUAGCUUAACAUCUUGUAAACUCUUAGUUGCGUUGAAAAUGUUCCCUUGUAAGUAUUUCUAGGAAGCAAAAAAGAAAUUUGAUCCCAGCACGUUUCUUUUGAGAAAUAGAUCCUUACGGCGCAUUUUCAGUCAAGAGUUUUCAUUGAUUGCCAGUUGAUUUUUUUUUAUUUAAUAGCAUAUCCUGUUAAUUUCAAAACGUUAACUCUUACAUUAUUCAUCGGUGAUUUUUUAGAAGACUGAUUAUUCUUUAGGACGGUUUUUUAUUUUUAUUUUAGUGUAUAAUCAAUAUCUGUUCGAAUAAUUUCUUGUCACAUACCUACCUAUAGACUAAUAAUUGGACUUAUUUCUAGUAUAAUAUUAGAACGACUAUUUAUUUAUUCUCAACCAGUGAUGGAAAAUUAUGUUUUAAAAACCAAAACCAUGAAAUAAUAAAAAUGCAUUUUAAAAGCAAUAUAAAAAAGCCUUUACCUCUGUACAUAAUAGAAUAUCUAUAAAGAUAAAAUGUAUAUCAAAUUAUAACGAAUGUUGAGUUACCACUGGGAGUGCUCUUAAUAAGUAUUGUUUAAAUGUUGCAUGCAGGAAAAUUACUCCAUUUACUUAACCUAUUAAUUAUUUAGCCAAACAAAAAAAUAUAUAUUUGUGUUGUAUGUAUAACAAGUAGCUGUUUUAUGUGGUGGCAGUAGGUACCUACUUGUUUAUUCUGUUUUUACUUUCAAACUAACAUUUACUUUCGAUUUUGAUAUGUUUUACAUUUGGGAUAAAGUGGAAAGUAUAACUAAUAAUAUCCUUGAAAAUUCGAAGCUGUUUUUUCCCUAACCUGUGUGCAAUUAUAUAUUCUUUCCAGAAUUAUUAUCAGUAUGGUUGUGAACUAAUUACCGACCACCCAAACUAAUGCUACUCUCCUAAUGUAUCAAUGAAAUAUUGCCAGACUAAAUAUAUUUUUUUUUGGUUCCACUCAUUAAAAACAGUUCUAUAACCGUUAACAACAUUUACACAAAUAAUAUUCGGUUGAUAUUAGUACCAAGUUAUAAAAAUAUACUCAAUACUUGAGUUGUUUGUAGCUAGUAGAACUGGGUUGUGAUCGGAACCAAAACCAAAAUUUUUGAGACUUGGAAAAGGAAUCAAAGGAAGUCAAAAUUAAUAUCCUUUGGAGUAGCAAAACAAAAUGCAAUAAAAAGUUCUUAAUAACUAAUACUAUUUCAAGGUUUUGGUUUUAAAAUUCCUGACAAAAUAAAACGUUGAAAUUAUUAGGAUAAACCCUAUAAAAUUCUGAAAAGUGUUUAAUCACUUGAAGAAAGAAUUCUAUGGAUAAAAAAUUAAAAAUAUUGUUAAAUAAAAUCCAGUUUAGAAUAUGUUCAGCCAGCACUGUUUGGUAUUUAUCGCUACAGCACAUUCCUCAAAAAAAAAAAAAAAACCUGGACCGGUCAGCGUUACAGUUUUACAGAUCCUAGAGCGAAGAAAAAAGUACAAAUGUCUAGGCAGAAUACGUGGACGUAUUGUUUCCCAAAAUACCUCCAAUUCUAAAUAAUAUUCUUUGCUGCCGAUUCAGGGUACCAGCUUUCAAUUUUAAUGAUUAAAGGGACAAAAUAUUUUGAGAAAAAAGUCUAUAAUAAUAUGCACAACUUAGCAGAUGUUGCGAUAUUAUGGCAUUUCCGUCAAGUUGAAGAGUAUUCUAUAAAGAUUUAUUAACUGCUUGUCGAAGUAAUUUGUUUUGAAUUUUGAAAAUCUUACAUUUUUGUAAUGGUUCUCGUGGCCCAAAAACUCAAAUACUUUGCAAAACUACCCAAUGGGUAAAGCCAGAAGCUUUCCUUUUACACUUUCAUUGCUUUCAUUUAAUAAAAUAUACCUACCUGAAGGUGAUUUUGAACUGUAUAGCUUCAUUAUAUACUUAUAUAAUAUUUUAUCAAAAGCCUAUUUGCAUCUAAUGUGAAAUUGCCUCGACAAGCAAACACUAAUUUAAUUGAUAAAAAAAAACAUUAUUUAUUAAUAUGUAUGUAUAAUGGUGCUUUCUUCAACUGCUAAUAAUCAAACUUCACAUGCUACAUGGACCGCUAGCGGGGAGGGGCGAUGGGAUAAUUUUUGCAAAAAUUAAAUAACAUGUUUGUAUGCCUCAUGUAAUAAAAAAAAAUUUAAUGAACGCAUCACCGUAUGUGUGACAUUUUUUUCGAGAGAAGCACGUUUUUACUCAACGAGCACAAAAUAUGUAAUACAAUGUAAAUUAAUUAUUUAUUAUUAAGAUGUGCUUUUUUGAAUCAUUCCUAAUUUGCUUAGAAUGUCAAUAAAAUGUCACUCAUACAUCAUUCAGUAACUCAAAAUUUAAUAAAACAAGAGCUGUUAUUUCUUAUUUCUCUAAAAAAAAAUAACAUUUAAAUAAUUCGUAUAUUAUUGUUAAACAUUUUAUAUAAAUAUUAUAGGUUUGGGAAGUUUAUGAUAAUGAUAGAUUAAAAUACUUGAAGUAUUCAAUAGAAAAUUAUAGUUAUUCCCAAACAUUAGUUUUAAAUUGAAUACUUACUUAAUAAAAAAUAUAUAUAAUUUAGGCAACGACUACAGACGAUCAAACCCAAUAAUUUUGAUAAAUAAAAAAAAAAAAACUUGAAUAAAUUUGUCUAAAAUAAAUGAAUAAAUAAAUUCAAGAAACCAAGAAACAUUUUUAUCAAGAUGCAGGUGUUUUGAAUAAAAACAGAAAAACGUUAUGAGGGAUCAAAAACGUAUCCGAAAUAUGGAAGCUAUGACAGAAUGUCUCCAGAAUUUCUAUAUUCUGAGGAAAAUGAAAAUAAUUGUUAACAAAUGAAGAAAAAAAAAAGUGAUUAUGGUGAUCAUUGCCUAAAUUUCUUCGAUCUACUCAGAUUUUUGGCAUAGGUAAUGUUGAUAGGACUCGCUACUACUGUUAAAAUAAAUAAUUCCUGAAGACCAACGUGUAAAUAAUUUUGUUGCUUGAUAAUAAAGAUAUAAUAAUAUAAUAUAUAAAUAAUUCCUGGCAGUAUCAGGCUGUGUGUUCAUUUUGUAGAAGAAUAAUUACAUUAAUUAAGUUUUGUUAGAUUGUGUACUAAAAAAAAAUGGAUGGAAUGUAUUCGGGGUUGGAAAAAUCUGGGAGAGAUCUAUGAAAUAUACAUAAAGUUACCAACAAUUGAAAUAAUUUUUAUCAAAAUAUAACUAUUCUUUCAGAUAAGCACAAAUGCUUUUUAAUGGUUUCAGUGGUUUCACAAAGCAUUAAAUGAAAUCUCAAUUAUAUUCGAAAUUAGUUUAUAUACAAAUUGCCCUUUCAAAUUUGCAUUAACAUAAAAAAAAAAAAAAAUUAAAAAGCAGCAUAAAUUCUGAAAUAAUAAAAUAUAUUCGUAUUGUUGGUUCUUUAUAAUACCAUAUUAGUGAAUGUCAGAAGCUUCUCAAAAUCCUAGAUGCAAAGUGAUACAUAAUAUAUUUAUACUGGCAAUCGCUAAUAAAAAUAUUUUUAGCUCCGCAGCUUUAUUGUUCAACUUUUUAACCCUUUUUAUCACGAUUGAGAUUUAAGGCAAAAACGGUCAUUCCAAAAAAAAUAACAUGAAAUUGGGGCGACAAUAAGGCAACUCAAAAAAUAGCAAACUUGUUUUUGAAUUUUAUAAUAUUUUUUGAUACAAUAGUUGGUUCCUAGAUGGCACCGAUUUUUGGCUUAAAUCAAUUUAUUAUCUUAUUUUGCGUAAAAUGACGCAUUUUAUGAAACUAAUAUAAUUAUAAGAUAUAACGAAUGCCGUUCCAAUAAAUAACACAUUUAAAGCAGAUUGAUGCAUCUUUAGCUCUAUUACACAAUUGCGUUGUGGUAAAAUUAUAGUAAAUUAAGAAGAAAAAAAUAUACAGUCGUUUCAAAUAACAACCACAUAAUCGAAUUUGUCGAAAAUUUUUUAGGGAGUGAUAAAAAAAAAAACAAACACAUUCAAUAACACAAAAGAAACAUUUUGCACAUGACUGUAUAAGAUUUUUGCUUUGGUUAUUUUUGCAAUUUUAAGAAAAUUUAAUAUUUAAAUUCAACUAAAAAGUGUUAUCAGAAAUCUACAAAGGCAAAAAAACUGGCAAUAAAAUUGUGUCUGACACAUAAAUUGAAUUUGGGCAUAAAAAAUAUUUACCUAAUAAAAAAAUUAUACUUAGUUGAGUUUUAAUGUUAAUAUAUUUCUUAACCUAAUGUAGAUACAUGUAAUUUGAAAUGCACACCUUAUUAUUGUUAAAUAUGUGUUCAUUACAAUGUAUCUACAUGUAUAAAACGUAAUCAUUCAUGUAAUGAAUAAUCAUAGUAUUACAACAAACAUAAUAUAUACAUAUAAUUUUUCUAAGCAAUCGUUGUUUUAGGGUAGCUAUUGACAUAAAAAAAAAACUUUAGUUUAUAAGCUUUGCGAAAUUGAAGCGACCUCGAUUUAAAUUGAACAUAAUUGAAUUGUCCAUCUACCAUUUUGUUACAUUUCUAUUGUUUUGUUGGUUAUCAAUUUGAAUAAAAAAUAAAAAAAUACUUACUUGGUGGUGUUUUUGCUAUGUGAUAUCCUAUAAUGAGACGUUGUAAAAAUAUCACAGGCAUUUAUCC
Messenger RNA from Ceutorhynchus assimilis (cabbage seed weevil), 11261 nucleotides. NCBI's taxonomy places the organism in Eukaryota, Metazoa, Arthropoda, Insecta, Coleoptera, Curculionidae. The record is from the annotation of a GenBank genome assembly.